Tricharina praecox is the source of this 972-nucleotide messenger RNA. RefSeq lists its product as uncharacterized. The transcript has a single exon. The coding region runs from base 223 to 972 and encodes 249 amino acids. Lineage: Eukaryota; Fungi; Ascomycota; Pezizomycetes; Pezizales; Pyronemataceae. The record is from RefSeq and is a predicted model, not a curated record.
ACUUGGGUAUAAGGAGCCCCCCCUUCCAGCUCCCUUCCUCUCAUUCUUCUCUUCACCAAAGCAAUCGUUCUAGCUCACAGUCUGCCCGUCGCGUCCAACUCCGUCGACCCGCACAAUCAGUUUAAUCGUCACUCUUUUGACUAAACAUCCUCCAAUCUUUACCUUCUUAAUCACUCGCCAGUUCUUUUGAAAGAAUCCCCCUCUUCAACUUAAUCAAUCAAAAUGCGUUUCUCCACUAUCGCCUCUUCUGCCGCGCUCUUCGGAGCUGCCGCCAUGGCCCUCCCUAACCCCGAGGUUGUCUACGAGACUGAGGUCGUCACCAUCACCUCGUGCGGUCCCGAUGUCGUCUCGUGCCCGGCCACCGCCGCCACCUACACCACCCCGGCCGUCGAGUACCCCGUCGAGACCCCCGUUGUCGCGACCACCUCGUGCACCACCACCGAGGGUUACCCCGUCGAGACCCCCGUUGCCGUUGAGACUCCGUCCUACGGAUCCCCCGUUGACACCCCCGUUGACACCCCCGUUGACACCCCCGACUACCCCGUCGAGACCCCCGUCGACACUCCUUCCUACGGAUCCCCCGUCGAGACCCCCGUCGACACUCCCUCGUAUGGCUCCCCCGUCGACACUCCGGUCGAGACCCCCGUCGACACUCCGGUCGAGACUCCUUCCUACGGAUCUCCCGUUGACACCCCCGUCGAGACCCCCUCGUACGGCUCCCCCGUCGACACUCCGGUUGAGACCCCCGUCGACACUCCCGUCUAUGGCUCUCCCAGCGUCCCCGUCGGUACCGGCUACCCGACCUACGCCAGCUACGUUCCCAGCGGAACCGGUGUCGUUGACAUCCCCCUCAACACGUCGACUCCCGUCACCCCCUCGUCCGUCCCCGAGACUUACGAGGGUGCCGCGUCGGCCAAGAGCUUCUCGCUCAUCGCUGUCAUCGCCGCCGCUGGGGCUCUCUUCCUCGCAUAA